UGCUGCUGCUGCUGCUAAAGAGUUUGCGAGGAAGCUCGAUUGCCGAGGGCCACAGUGAUUGUGGCCGCACCGCAGCCUCAACUCGGCCCCAACAACACUCUCCAAAGCGAAGAAUUACAGUGAAAUACACGCCCGGGUUUGAUUAGAAGACGUGGGAGUUGAUGUUAGAGGGACUUUUUCAAGGUGGAGCCGCUUCCUUGUUCGACAAGCGGGUGAAAUAUCUCAACAUCAUCACAAAGAAACUUUGCCUGCUAAGCUGCUAACUGGCACUCAACAAGUGAGGGGUUUUGUUUGGUUUGUUUGUUUUAAAAAAGUCUGUUCACCGCUGAAAACUUCACCAACUCACCUGUGGAGAGAAGUGCUGCUGCUGCUGCUGCUGCUGCUGGUGUUUACUUUGAGGGUUUUUUCAUUCUCGACACGGUUUAGAGAAGUAGAAUAACUCGUCAUCAUCCUCAACAGCAGAGGAGGAAGAGCUGCAGCUGGUCACUAGCACAGUCUCCACACAGAGCGCCCCCCCCCCCCCCCCCCUCCUUCCUCCUCACCUCCACCAGGCAGAGAGGAGCCGAGUGGCCGCGGGUGAGUUACCAUGUCCGGCCGUGGAGUUGGACAGGGCCGGGGAGGUGCUCUGGGUCCACAGCCUCUGAAGGCAACCAUCCCCUACCAACUGACAAGCAAACCUCCAUCACACCGCAGAGAUGGAACGUCAGCUGGAAAGGUCAAACUGCACCAGCUGAGUUCCGGCAUGAGGCGAACGAUGUCUCUGGACGCCAUUGUGGGGCCGUACCUGCAGGGACAGUGGCUGAAAGAAGCCGAGGGCCGCGGCAGCCUCUCUUACGAGGACAAAUCCACUCAGACUCCAGCAUCGUGGUCAGAUAACUUCAGCAGCAGCAGCAGCAGCAUCAGCAGCAGCAGCGGCCACAAACGCUCAGCAUCAUGUAGCAGUGCUGAGCAUCUGCGAGAGAUUGGUAAACUCAGACAACAGCUACAGCAGCGUAACAAGCCCGUGGUCUCGGGGGGACGUGACAGAGAGAGCCAGCGGGGUCAUCCUCAAAGGAGCUGUAACUUAGCAACCACUCAGGGUCAGUCCAUUCCCAUCCCUCUGUCUCCCUUGUCCACACUGGUCCCUCGACUGCGUUGCAGCGUGGAGGGUCUGAACCAGGAGCUGGAGGGCAUGUUUGUCUGCCAGCCACCAGAUCCUCCUCACAGGCUGCUCGAGGUUCCCGACGGUCACCGAGCUCCGGUUCCUCUGCAGAGCUGCAGCAGUGGUUCUCAGAGUGACCCCACCGACACCACACCUAUGUCCUCAUUCUCCCCCUCCCCCUGCUCCUCCCCCAGCUACAUCUCCACCUCCCCAUCCUCCAACUCAGAGGAAGCUCAUGUGGAUCUGCUUCGAGGUGUGAUAGACGUCACAGAGACAUGCCUCCUGUCCCCGCUCUCCUUCCAGAGUGAGGCUGAUGUCUCCCUGCCUCCGCUCAGCUCCUCGUCCCCAGGGCCAAACAAAAGCUGCUGCUUCCAGAGAGAACCUCCAGAAGGCUGCGAGAAAGUGCUUGUCUGGGAGGAGAACAGAUCUCCAAGCAAACCAGAGCCGACCCUCAUCUCCUCCUGUCCAGACCCCAACAAGGUGAACUUCACUCCUCAUGGAGGCUCCGCCUUCUGCCCUGUCAGCCUCCUGAAGCCCCUGCUUCCCUCCAUGGACUUGUUGUUCCGCAGCCUCACCGUCUCCCCAGCAGCCAUCUGCUCCAGUCAGGGGACCGGCUCCUGCUCGUCUGACAGCGCUGCUGCUGCUGCUGCUGCUGCUGCUGCUGCUGAUCCUCCUGUGGGAGAAGAGUCUCUCUGAUCACAAGUCAAUAUCAUACACCUACAUGAUCCAAAGCUUUAUACAUCACUAAAAAUCAAAUGAUGCAAAGAUUUCUUUGUGUGAGUCAGCUGGAGAUGUGACUCACUGCUCACAUUACUCUCUUUUGUCCAAAGAAGCCGUGAUUUACACUUAUUCAUUCAUUCCCUUUUUUUCUUUUUUUUUAAACUUGAAAAGAGAGAAAACAAAAAUCAAGACUGAGUCGAGUUUUUAUAAACCUGAUGUCUGACUCUGCAGCUGGUGAACAAAGCAUGACAAAUCAGUUAAGUGUGUUUUUUUUAUUUACCUGAUUUAUGACACAAUGAAAUGACAUUGGAUUUAAGGGAAUAUUCCAGAUGUUGGACUUGGGUAGUAUCUUUACCUAAAGGCUUCUGCAUUCCUGCUUUAUAAAGUGAUGCUUCAGGGGUUUGUUGUAUGAGGUCCUGACACAUAAUCAGCACUGACUGUGCUGAUGUUUGCUGCUCUAUCCAGAGUUUAGACCGAUUUAUCCGACUGGAAAAUGAAGCUUGUGUUGCUUUGUAAACUGUUCACUCACAGCUUUUCUCUCUGGACCUCGGUGCAGGAGAGAUGGAAAACUCUUUGGACUUCAGUGAAAACUUCCAAUGCUGUCUUUCUGCAGAAAACCUCCAUCAUACAGACAAAGUGCCUGAAUCAGUUAAAGGAGAGGUUUUUCCUGUGUUUGUAGAAGCAAAUUGUUUUUAUGAUAUCAUAGAUUUAAAGGCACAGUGUGUAAAUGUUUUCAACAUGUCUCUUCCAAGUGUGUCGCCUUCAGUUUAGAGCCUUAUAUAAAAUAUAGACUUAUGGAAUACUAGGUACAGUAAUUGUUUCUUUAAAAGGAUUUCACCUGAAGUUGAGUGAAGUCGGUGCACACUGUGUCAGUACCUCAAACAACCACACUCUCCUGAACAUGGUUCUUGCUUUUGUAUCUCGUUGACUUGCAAAACAAAAGGUAACUUGUACGAGUAUUAUCGGCCGUUAUUCCUUGAUGUACUAGAUGUGAUAUUUUUUUAUAGUUCUGAGUUGACUACUUAAGCAGUUUUUAUGGUGUAGAUUACUGGUCCUUCUCCUUCUGCCAAGCGGACAGGUUGAUGUUCAGACAUAGAGGAUUAUUUGUGUGUAGACACGUUUGCACAAAAUCGAACUGCAACUUUAUUUUUGAGUCGCAUUUCCUAGUUUUAUAUUCAGUUUUUGUACUGCCUUGUAAAUUGAAAAAGUCGUAGAGUGUAUUUUCUACAGUUGUUUGAUUUUUCUCUCAAUGACCUGCAACAUAAGCUAAAAACAACAGUUACUUUUAGUUUCAUUCUGUCGUUCUAAGCGAGGCAGGUGUUACAUGACAUAAUGUAUCAGGUGGAUUUUUUUUUAAUGCACUUCCAGGAACAUGCUUUUAUGUGGAGGAACCAACGUCUGUCCUGGGUUUAUUGUUUCUGAUGGUAGUUUUGUGUGUGUGUGUGUGUGUGUGUGUGGGUGUGUGGAUGGGAGGUUAACAAGUCUGACUAAUAUGUACUAGUUCUAGUUACCGAGUGAAACACUGCAUUUGAACAAUGUUUCCAAAGAAGAUGGUUUUUUGUUUUUGGGAGGGGAGGGGUUUUUGACGACAUGAUGUUAUCUCAGGUUCUGUGUUCUGUCCACAUAAACUUAUAUGACUGAUAA
Solea solea (common sole) is the source of this 3505-nucleotide messenger RNA. Its product is annotated as protein FAM117A-like. The transcript is spliced from 8 exons. The record is from RefSeq and is a predicted model, not a curated record. Bases 587 to 1837 code for a protein of 416 amino acids. NCBI's taxonomy places the organism in Eukaryota, Metazoa, Chordata, Actinopteri, Pleuronectiformes, Soleidae.